UCAGUUUAGGGUUUUUAAAAAAUAAAUCGCAUUAAAAAAUGCUUCUGUCAAAUUUGCUAAUUUCAAAAAUCAAAAUUUGCUAUUGAGGGCAAAUCUGAGCAAAGUUUUUUGUUUUUAAGUUGAAGUAUGGAUGCAAAUGCUAGAAAUUCUGCACAUUUUGAUAAUAUUGGUAAUAACCUUGAAGCUCAAAGAAUAAGAAGAAGAACAGAAAAUUUAGCACGGGGUUUGAUUAAUCCAAGAGACCGACUUUACCAUGCAUUGUUUAUCAAAAUUGGAACAUUUUAUUCUUUACUUGUACCUAAAAAGUUUCGAUUUUUUAUUGAAAUGCUUUUUCUUAUAAAGGGUUUAUUUCUUUAUGCUUUACUAUUCUAUCUUCAUUAUUCAUUUGUUGGGUCUCAACUAAGUUGCUUAAAUUUAAAAAAUGGCAGUUGGCCACGCGAUGGUCUGCUUCGCGUUCAAAUUAGUCCUGGAGCAUAUGUUGAUAAAUAUUUGACAAGUGGAUAUGAAACACAAGAUAGAGUUGUUUCCCAACUUUGUCAACUUGAUAAAGUUUUAAAUGCUGAUUUAUGUUCAAGAUAUGAUCUUCAGAAUUAUUAUAUAUACUACAAUAAAAAACACAAAAUGCUGAACCAGUGUUAUCGCUUUAAUGUCUCUGAUUUUUUAUACUCAAUAAGCAAAAAAUUGUGGAAAGGUUUUGAUUCCAUUGAAAUAAUAACAGAAUCAGCUAAUUCUGAGAUAAGAAGAAAUUCAGAACAAAAAAAGUCCAGAAAUAUUCUCCUGACAUUUUACGAAUUCUUUACAGUUGUUAAUCAAUUUUCAACCAAUGGCGAUUAUCUAUUUGAAUAUUCCAGAGAGUAUGGACUUCUACAUCUAUCUUUUGAUGCAAGAAGAAGAUUAAAAAUUCCUGUUAAAACAAUAUUAUUAGAUCCAAACAAUGACAAGUGUUUUGGAAGCAAUUUUAAUAGAUUCUUACUGAAAUAUUUUUUGGGUUAUGACAAUAUUCUUAUGAACAGUAUUAAAAGAAUUGCAGAUACUGAUAAUAAUCUUGGUUAUAUGGUGAAUGUGGUGACUGGUGAAAACUAUAAAUUUGUUCCUUCCAGUAUUGGAAAAGGAUCUUAUCUAAUUUCGUUUGUUCUUAUGUUUUUGUUUACUAUUGCCAUAUCAAUGUUGCUUCGAUACUGUCAUCAGCAGGUGUUUUACUUUAUUGUGAACAUGCUACAAGUGAUGAACAUGAAUGCUCUAAUAAUAUUUCCUUUAGCACCUCUUAUGGCUGUUAUUUUAUCACUUGUGGGAUUAGAAACUAUAAUGGCAGAGUUCUUCCAUGAUACAUCCAUAACUUUUUAUAUUAUAUUAAUGGUUUGGACUGUUGACCAGUUUGAUACAAUUUGUUGUCAUACAGUCAUUUCACAAAAAUACUGGCUUCGGUUUUUUUACUUGUACCAUUUUGUAUUCUAUGCAUACUAUUAUCGUUUCAAUGGGCAAUUUGAUAUGCUUGCUCUUGCUGCCUCUUGGUUUAUGAUACAACACUCGAUGCUUUUCUUUUUUCAUCAUUACGAGCUUCCCAUGAUCGAAGAGUCCCAAGAUAAUAAUGGUGAGUUAGAAUCAUAUCUAGAAGAAGCCGUGCAAAUGAUAGUUGACGGUAUUGAGACUGUUAUCGGGGAUACAAUUACUCCAGAAAACCCACCUCAUGUGGAAAUGAAUACAAAUCCAGGCGAAGUGAACAGUUUAGGAGAAGUUGUAUCAAAUGCAAAUAGAUCAACACGUGUAUAUAUAUAUGCGGCUGAACGUCCAUUUGUUAAUGUUGUACGUGAUUUUAUUCGCCAUUUUCAUAGAGGCACAGUUUCUAAUUCUGAGGCCACUACUUACGUUGAGACAGUUUCGGUGGAUGCGCCGCUUGAAAGUUCAACAUCGGACAAUGUUAGUAAUAAUAUAUAUUUGGAAGAAAACUCUCCUGAAUCUCAGACAACAAGUACGCUUGUUAGUCAUUGCUCAGAAUCUCAGACAACAAAUACGCUUGUUAGUCAUUGCUCAGAAUCUCAGACAACAAAUACGCUUGUUAGUCAUUGCUCAGAAUCUCGAGAUGUUUCUGAACCAGUUUUUGACAAUUUGUCCGAGACUAUAGUUUAUAAUAGUAUUCGCCGUUCAGCUAUGGAAGUUGUAACAAACUUGAGCGACCCAGAAACUCAUAAUGAGGUUGUGCAAAUGCCAUCCAUCAAUAGUGUUUGUUCUAAUAACUUUAAAUAUGAUAAUGGAAUUAAUCAUAAUGAUACCACAUAUAAUCAGAUUUAUACCAAGGAAAUUGAGGCGAAUUUGCCUGAUCGAUGCUCAUACGAGAAGACUGAAGCAGAUUUGCUUGAAAAACAUUCGUGUGAAAAUGCAUCAAAAGUAAAAGACAAUUUUGCGAUCCACAAUGAGCUAAGUUGCCAUUCUCUUCAUUGUAUUUCUACUGCUAGUGAAAAUGAGAAACACAGCACUAGUAAUACAUAAAAUUAAUGACUUUUAUAUGUACUUUUUAAAUCUCAAUGAUAAUUUAGUUAUGUUAAAAAAAAAUUGUGAUUA
This is a messenger RNA of Hydra vulgaris (swiftwater hydra), 2559 nucleotides long. RefSeq names its product membralin. Gene Ontology annotation, biological process: positive regulation of ERAD pathway; response to endoplasmic reticulum stress. Lineage: Eukaryota; Metazoa; Cnidaria; Hydrozoa; Anthoathecata; Hydridae. Gene Ontology annotation, cellular component: endoplasmic reticulum. The record is from RefSeq and is a predicted model, not a curated record.